UGGACAAAAUGGGCGAACAGCACCUCGGCGGCCGCUAUGAACAGCCACCACCCCCGCAGCCGCCUCAGGGAGGAGGAGGAGGAGGAGGCGCCGUGGCUGUCCCCUCCGCGGCGGAGUUUAAUAGCUAUUACGGAAACCCAGGAGGAGGAGGAGGAGGAGGGAACAGUAGUGGCGGCUCUUCCUCCUCCUCCUCUUCUUCUUCCUCCUCCUCCUCCUCGAGCCGGGCCUUUGAUCAACAUGGCGGACAACAAAGCCCCGGGAUGGGGCUCCUAAUGCACCCCGCGAACCCCAUGGAUCCCCUGCCCAACUCCCACGAAGCCUACGCCAACAGCCACUACAACCACUACGCCUACGGCCGCCCGGCAGGAGCAGGAGGCGGCGGCGGCGGCGGAGGAGCCUCGCUAGGAGCGGGGGGAGGCUAUGGGGGGCCCUCUUCCUCGGCUUCUUCGGCCCCCUCCUCCUUCGGGGCCCUGGGCUCCCCUCGGCAGCCUCCUCAGGGGAUGAUGGUCGGGGGCCUGGGCAAGCCUCCUGCUCCUCCUCCGGGCUUCCAGCGCUUCUCGGCCCAAGCCCCGCAGCAGCAGCACCCGGCCUCGGGGGCCACGCCAACCUUGAACCAGCUGCUCACCUCUCCCAGCCCCAUGAUGAGGAGCUACGGAGGGUACCCCGACUACGCCAGCCCCGCCGCUGCCCCCUCGCAGCCUCAGCCGCCGCCGCCGCCUCCUCCUCCUCCUCCGCCGCCGCCUCAGGGAGGAGCAGGGGCCCCCGCCCCAGGGAGCCAGCCCUCCGCCGCCGCCGCCGCCGCCUUGGGACUAGGCCUCGGGGCCAAGGAGGCAGCCGCGGCGCUGGGCCAGUACGGAGCGGGCAGCCCGGCUUGGGCGGCAGCGGCAGCGGCAGCGGCGGCACAACAACAAAGAGGCCACCCGGCCAUGAGUCCCGGGAACAGCGGGCAGAGCCUCGGGAGGAGCCAGGGCAACCCAAUGGAUCCAAUGGUAAUGAAAAGGCCUCAGUUGUUUGCAGUUGGCAACAGCCCUCACACCCAGACUCAGCCAAGCAGUCCGUAUCCAGGGCAGUCAUAUGGACCUCCAGGACCACAGCGGUUUUCAAUGGGAAUGCAGGGCCGGACUUCAGGUUCCAUGGGAGGGAUGCAGUACCCACAGCAACAGAUUCCACCCCAAUAUGGUCCACAAGGUGUAAGUGGUUACUGCCAACAGCCAUAUUACAACCAACAGCCACAACCUCAGCACUUGCCUCCCCAGGCCCAGUAUCUGUCGCAGGCCCAGCAGAGAUAUCAGACCCAGCAGGAACUGUCUCAGGAGGGCUAUGGAACCAGGUCCCAACCCCCUAUCACCCAAGGCAAGCCCAAUCAUGAAGAAAUGAACCUGAUCCAGCAAGAGAGACCGUCAAGCUUACCCGUUGAAGUCUUGGCCUCCGAAGAUACUUCAUUUGGACUCAAGGAUUUAUCGGGCUCCAUUGAUGACCUGCCUACAGGAACUGAAGCAGCACUGAGUUCAGCAGUUAGUGCAUCAGGUUCUACAAGCAGUCAAGGAGAGCAGAGCAACCCAGCACAGUCACCUUUCUCCCCACAUGCCUCCCCACAUCUGUCCAGCAUUCCUGGGGGCCCUUCCCCUUCCCCUGUGGGUUCUCCUGUUGGAAGCAACCAGUCAAGAUCUGGUCCCAUUUCUCCUGCAAGUAUACCAGGUAGCCAGAUGACAUCCCAGACUCCUGGUAGCCAGUCAGAAUCUGGAUCCCAUCCUGCUUUGAGCCAGUCCCCGAUGCCCCAGGACCGAGGUUUCAUGGCAGGCAUCCAGAGAAAUCCUCAGUUGUCUCAAUAUGCAUCUCAACAAUCUGGACCUUCCAUGUCCCCACAUCCUUCCCCUGGAGGCCAGAUGCAUUCUGGAAUUGGUGGCUUUGCACAGAGUAAUUCCAGUGGUACUUAUGGAACUCAGAUGAGCCAGUAUGGGCCACAAGGAAACUACUCCAGACAGCCAUCGUACUCUGGAGUGACCAACACAAGUUACAGUGGCCCAGGACCAGGUAUGGGUAUCAAUGCCAGCAGCCAGAUGCAUGGACAGGGGCCAGGCCAGCCUUGUGGGACCAUACCUCUGGGACGAAUGCCAUCAGCUGGAAUGCAGAGCAGACCAUUUCCUGGAAAUAUGAACAGUAUGGCCCCAAGUUCUCCAGGGAUGUCUCAGCAGGGAGGCCCAGGGAUGGGACCACCCAUGCCAACUGUGAACCGUAAGGCACAAGAGGCAGCUGCAGCAGUGAUGCAGGCGGCUGCAAACUCCGCCCAGAGCAGGCCACCAUACAUUAGGUCACCUGCUUAUCCCAGCCAGUCUGGGGCUGGCGGACGCCCCAUGUUUUCUUCACAGCAUCCCAACUAUGGCAGCGCUCAGGCUCCCAUGAUGCAUCAGCCUGACCAAUACGGGCAAGGCAGUUUUCCUGUCAUCAAUCAGAGCGGCAUUAUGGGAACCAGCUCUCCCUACACCCAGCCAAUGAACAACAACUCAAGCCUGAUGAACCCUCAAGCUUCACCUUACAGCAUGGCACCUAACAUGGUGAACAGUUCCACAGCACCAAUGGGUCUUGCAGAUAUGAUGACUCCUGGUGAGUCUAAACUGCCCAUUCCUCUCAAGCCAGAUGGCAAAGAAGAAGGUCCUCCUCAGUCCGAGAGCAAAAAGGAUAGCUACAGCUCUCAGGGUAUUUCUCAGCCCCCAACCCCAGGCAACCUGCCAGUCCCUUCCCCAAUGUCCCCAAGUUCUACUAGCAUCUCCUCAUUUCAUGGAGAUGAGAGUGAUAGCAUUGGCAGCCCAGGCUGGCCAAAGACUCCAUCAAGCCCUAAAUCAAAUUCCUCCACCACAACUGGAGAGAAGAUCACAAAAAUGUAUGAACUUGGAAAUGAACCCGAGCGCAAAAUGUGGGUAGAUCGGUAUCUCAGCUUCAUGGAAGAGAGAGGAACACCUGUUGCCAGUCUCCCUGCUGUAGGCAAGAAGCCACUGGAUCUUUUCAGGCUCUAUGUCUGUGUUAAGGAGAUUGGAGGUUUAGCCCAGGUCAAUAAAAAUAAAAAGUGGCGUGAGCUAUCAACCACCCUUAAUGUCGGAACGUCAAGCAGUGCAGCCAGUUCCCUCAAAAAACAAUAUAUACAGUACUUGUUUGCCUUUGAAUGCAAAAUUGAAAGAGGAGAGGAGCCCCCUCCCGAAGUUUUUACUACUGGAGAUACUAAGAAACAACCCAAGAUUCAACCGCCAUCUCCUGCUAAUUCCGGUUCACUUCAAGGUCCUCAGACCCCUCAAUCUACCGGUAGCAAUUCCAUGACAGAAGUGCCAGGUGACCUCAAGCCUCCAACACCAGCAUCUACUCCCCAUGGGCAGAUGACACCUAUGCAGGGCAGCAGAAAUAGUUCUGUUAGUGUACAUGAUCCAUUUUCGGAUGUAAGUGAUUCCACAUUCCCAAAGCGAAACUCCAUGACCCCAAAUGCACCCUAUCAGCAGACGAUGAAUAUGCCAGAUAUGAUGGGAAGAAUGCCCUAUGAACCGAACAAGGACCCUUUCGGUGGAAUGAGAAAAGUGCCUGGAAACAGUGAACCCUUCAUGACCCCUGGACAAAUGCCCAACAGUGGAAUGCAAGACAUAUACAACCAAGCUCCCUCUGGAGCAAUGUCAAAUAUGGGCAUAGGCCAGCGCCAGCAGUUUUCUUAUGGAAGUGGCUAUGACCGAAGGUCGGAUCAUGGGCUGGGUCCUGAAGGCAGUAUGGGAGCACCUGGUCAAAGCAACAUGUUGCCUUCAAACAGUGACCCAAGCAUGUACCCUCCCAACCGUUACCCUGGGCAGCAAAGGCAUGAACCAUAUGGACAGCAGUAUCCUGGGCAAGCACCUCCUGCAGGACAGCCACCCUAUGGAGGACACCAGCCUGGAAUGUUUCCACAGCAGCAGAACUACAAACGCCAUAUGGAUGGCAUGUAUGGGCCUCCAGCAAAACGCUCUGACGGAGAUAUGUUUAACAUGCCAUAUGGCAACCAACAGCAGGAUAUGUUUAACCAGUAUAGCAGUGCUUAUUCUGGACCAGACAGGAGGCCCUUACAGGGACAAUAUCCAUAUCCUUAUAACAGAGAGAGGAUGCAGGGUCCAGCACAAAUGCAACAACAUGGAAUACCUCCUCAGAUGAUUGGUGGCCCUAUGCAGUCAUCAGCCUCCAGUGAAGGCCCCCAACAGAACAUGUGGUCAACAAGGAAUGAUAUGUCUUAUCCAUAUCAGAGCAGGCAAGGCACAGGAGGCCCUGCCCAGGCCCCACCCUAUCCAGGGAUGAACCGUAAUGAAGAUAUGAUGGUACCUGACCAGAGGAUAAACCACGAAAACCAGUGGCCUUCUCAUGUCAACCAGCGUCAGCCUUCUUAUAUGUCAUCCUCCGCCUCCAUGCAGCCUAUCACUCGACCUCCUCAAUCAUCUUACCAGACGCCACCAUCAAUGCCAAAUCACAUCUCUCGGGCUCCAAGCCCUGCAUCUUUCCCACGCUCCCAUGAAAAUCGCAUGUCUCCAAGUAAAUCCCCUUUUCUCCCCUCUAUGAAGAUGCCGAAGGUUAUGCCCACUGUUCCAGUCCCACAGACCGCAGGGCCUCCAACCCAGCCACCACCAGUUAGGCGAGAAAUAACAUUUCCACCCGGCUCCAUAGAAGCAUCACAACCAGUCUUGAAACCAAGACGAAAGAUUACCUCAAAAGAUAUUGUGACUCCUGAGGCCUGGCGAGUGAUGAUGUCUCUUAAAUCAGGCCUUCUUGCUGAAAGUACCUGGGCAUUAGACACUAUUAAUAUCCUUCUGUAUGAUGACAGUACUGUUGCUACUUUCAAUCUCUCUCAGUUAUCUGGUUUUCUUGAGCUUUUGGUGGAAUAUUUUAGAAAAUGUCUCAUUGACAUUUUUGGGAUCCUAAUGGAGUACGAAGUGGGACAUCCAGGACCAAAACUACAAGAUUCAGCUCAGAAACAGGACAGCCAAACUGCAACGCAAGAUGCCAGAAAAGAGGAAGAAAACAAUGAUGAAUGUAUUGAUUAUUUUGCUGAAUUUGAGGAUGAGGAAGAGGAUGAAAAUGAAAAUGAAAACACUGAAGAAGAGAAGAGCACUGUUCUUGCCCCACCUGGUGACACUGUUGAUCCAAGUGAGAGGCCAAAACAAGCCAGUAAGUUUGACAAGCUGCCAAUAAAAAUUGUAAAGAAAAAUAAUCUAUUUGUUGUUGACCGCUCUGACAGACUGGGACGUGUUCAGGAAUUCAACAGUGGACUUCUCCACUGGCAGCUAGGUGGGGGUGAUACAACUGAACACAUCCAGACCCACUUUGAGAGUAAGAUGGAGAUUCCUCCUCGAAGGAAACCGCCUUCUCCAUUGAACUCUUCAAGUAAAAAGAGGAACCUGGAGGGGAAAAGAGAAUCUGAAGAACAGCAAGAGAAAAGCAUAUCAGCUACCAUUGAUGAUGUCUUGUCAGCUCGUCCAGGGGCAUUAUCUGAAGAGUCAGAUUCCAGUUCUCAGACAGAUAGCAGUAAAUUUCCAUUUGGAAUCCAUCAAGCCAAAAGUCAUCGGAAUAUCAAACUGCUAGAAGAUGAGCCACGGAGUCGAGACGAGACACCUCUAUGCACCAUAAGCCACUGGCAGGACUCUCUGGCCAAGCGUUGCAUCUGUGUGUCAAAUAUUGUCCGCAGCUUGUCUUUUGUGCCUGGCAAUGAUGCUGAAAUGUCAAAACAUCCAGGCUUGGUGCUGAUCUUGGGAAAGCUGAUCCUUCUCCAUCAUGAGCACCCAGAAAGAAAACGUGCACCACAGACAUAUGAAAAAGAAGAAGAGGCGGACAAAGGGGUGGCCUGCAGCAAGGAUGAGUGGUGGUGGGACUGCCUUGAGGUCUUGAGGGAUAAUACAUUGGUCACAUUAGCCAACAUUUCUGGGCAGCUAGACUUAUCUGCUUACACAGAAAGCAUCUGUUUGCCAAUUUUGGAUGGCUUACUGCACUGGAUGGUGUGCCCAUCGGCAGAGGCACAGGAUCCUUUUCCAACUGUGGGGCCUAAUUCAGUCCUUUCGCCUCAGAGACUUGUACUGGAAACCCUAUGUAAACUCAGUAUCCAAGACAAUAAUGUGGACCUUAUCUUGGCUACCCCCCCAUUCAGUCGUCAGGAGAAACUCUAUGCUACUUUAGUUAGGUACGUUGGGGACCGCAAAAAUCCAGUCUGCCGAGAAAUGUCCAUGGCACUCUUAUCGAACCUUGCACAGGGGGACACAUUAGCGGCAAGGGCAAUAGCUCUGCAAAAGGGAAGCAUCGGAAAUUUGAUAAGCUUCCUUGAAGAUGGGGUCACUAUGGCCCAGUACCAGCAGAGCCAGCAUAACCUCAUGCACAUGCAGCCUCCACCUCUAGAACCACCUAGUGUAGACAUGAUGUGCAGGGCAGCCAAGGCUUUGCUGGCCAUGGCUCGGGUGGAGGAGAACCGUUCAGAGUUCCUUUUGCACGAGGGCCGUUUGCUGGAUAUCUCAAUAUCUGCUGUCCUGAACUCUCUGGUUGCAUCUGUUAUCUGUGAUGUACUUUUUCAGAUUGGGCAGUUAUGACAUAAGUGAGAAGCCAAGCAUGUGUGAGUGGAGAUUAGAGGGUCACAUAUAACUGGCUGUUUUCUGUACCUGUUUAUCCAGUGUAGGGAGAAGGAAAAAAGAAUCUUUGCUCCUUUGCCCCAUUCACUAUUUACCAAUUGGGAAUUUAAAAAUAUUAAUUUGAACAUUUAUGGAAUUAAUAUUUGCUGUCUAUGUGUAUAAGUACAUCUUUUUAUUUUAUUUUUUUAACCAAAGUCUCUGUCUUCAAAGGUCACAUUUCUUUUUCAUAGAUAUCCUUUCCAAUUUUUCCCAUGUUUGUAUCACAUUCUUUUGAGAGGGAAGCAAACCAGAUAUUGGGAGUUAAAAUGUUGCAAAAGAUUAAUUGAUUGUUGAGGGGGGGGGAGGCUCAGUGCUCUGAAGUGCAAAAGUGAAAACAAAAAUACUAGGUUAACUGUGUGUUUUAUUUUUCAAGAAUGAAAGAAAACCCAGCCACCCUUUAUGCCGUUGCCCAAAGCGCUCUGUGCAAUAGAAGAAUGUUAGUGAUGUAGGUGUAGCGGAUCAAGGAAGGGGGUUGGUCCGUAGUCUGCAUAUGAAAUUACCUUGGUUUCUCUGCAGGAGAAUGGUUACAUUAGGCCAGGAGCAAAACAAAUUCUUUAGGGAAGUUAAAACACAACCUGAAGACGAUCAAUGCGAAUUGCUUCCUCACCAGAACUGUCACAUCAGUAUCUAUUGUUUGACCUUCCACAAUGACAGUUCUUCACAAUUCCUUUUAAUCAUUUUUUAAAUAUUUUUAUUGCCUAAAGGCAGUGAUGUAUAUAGAAGUUGUACAUUGAGCAUACCCUCAUCUUUUUUUAAAAUAAGUACAAGGAUUUCUUUUUUUCAUGAUGUGGUAAAUACAAAGUGAUUGUAGACUUAAUUUUAUUAUUAUUAUUAUUAUUAUUAUUAUUAUUAUUAUUUUGGGCCAUGUCUCCAAAACCUAACAAACAAACAAAAAAACACCACCACGAGGGUAAUGUACAAGUUUCUGUAUGUAUAAAGUCAUGCUCUAUUUCGGAAGAGCAGUUGCUCACAACUUGCUUUAUAAAUCAAGAUGUGGAAAAUGGUUAUGUAUGGAUUGAUUUAAGAAAAUGGUUACCAGUCUACAGGAAAAAAAAAUACAUAUACAGGAAAAAAGGAAGAAACACAACUUCAAAGAUUUUUCAGUGAGAAGAAUCUGCAUUUGUAUUUCAAAAUAAUGUAGUUUCAAAAAAAGACAAAAAAACUUGAUGUAAAUUCCUCCUUUUCCUCUGGCUUAAUGAAUAUCAUUUAUUCAGUAUAAAAUCUUUAUAUGUUCCACAUGUUAAGAAUAAAUGUACAUUAAAUCUU
This is a messenger RNA of Sceloporus undulatus (fence lizard), 7916 nucleotides long. It is a transcript of the gene ARID1B, whose product is annotated as AT-rich interaction domain 1B. Gene Ontology annotation, molecular function: nucleosome binding; DNA binding. Bases 9 to 6572 code for a protein of 2187 amino acids. Gene Ontology annotation, biological process: chromatin remodeling; positive regulation of DNA-templated transcription; regulation of transcription by RNA polymerase II. Gene Ontology annotation, cellular component: brahma complex; SWI/SNF complex; nBAF complex. NCBI's taxonomy places the organism in Eukaryota, Metazoa, Chordata, Lepidosauria, Squamata, Phrynosomatidae. The transcript is spliced from 23 exons. The record is from RefSeq and is a predicted model, not a curated record.